Leptinotarsa decemlineata (Colorado potato beetle) is the source of this 796-nucleotide messenger RNA. RefSeq names its product protein phosphatase 1 regulatory subunit 42. The record is from RefSeq and is a predicted model, not a curated record. Lineage: Eukaryota; Metazoa; Arthropoda; Insecta; Coleoptera; Chrysomelidae. Gene Ontology annotation, molecular function: protein binding.
GAUCAAACAUCAUAAACAAAUCGUUAUUUUAUUUCUUUUGGUUAUGUGCUUUCACUAUGUAACUGUAAACUCAUACCCCAUACGUUUUGACUGACUGAACAUGAUUUGACAUUAUCGGAAAAUAUUGUGUUUAAAAUGGGCAUUAUCUCAGUUGAAAAUUUGAACUCAGUUGCCACCAAUCUGAAAAAAGACGUUACCAAGACGAAUAAAAAAAGCUCACAUUUGUACCAUCAAGAGAAGCAUUUGAAAACCAUUCCCAAAUCAACCUUGUCGAAAGAAACCCUGGUAAUCUACUUGUACGGAAACAACUUAACUAGUAUAGAGAACUUGAAUGGAUAUCCAAAUUUAACAAGCCUUUAUCUGCAGAACAACAAUAUCACUGAGAUAAGAAACUUACAAUAUCUCAAGAAACUGAAAAAACUCUACAUAGGUCAUAAUAAUAUCAGUGUUCUAGAAGGGUUGAAUAAUCUCGUGUCUUUGGAGGAAUUACAUAUUGAGAAACAGGCUCUACCAAAUGGAAGUUGUUUAUGUUUUGAUCCCCGGACAAUUUUUGCUAUUUCACCAACUCUUCAAAUCCUGAAUGUAUCAGGAAAUAAUAUUCCUUCUUUGUCAUCCCUGGCUCCUUUGAGGAAUUUGAGAGUGAUUGAUGCAUCCGACAAUGAUCUUGAUGACAUAAAAGACAUUUGCCAGAGUAUUCGCAAUUGGUACUACCUAACAGAAGCUAAUUUCACCGGAAAUUCUGUGGGAAAGAAGCACCGUUACAGAGAAACUAUUAUUGGAAACACCAACCUUCUAA